GGCAGCACUGUGAAAAAAAAGUUUAACGGGAUUGGUUCAUAUCCCUUUGGAAAAAAAUAGGAUAAAAAAGGACAAAUUUGUUCGUAACAAUUUGUUUUCGCUAAAUUCAUAGUAAUAAAGGUUAGUAUUUAAAAAUGAGCUCAAGAGCUGAAGCAGGCCAAUCAGCUUUACAACAAAAACAACUCGGUGAAGAAGAUAAUCAGAACAGACCUCGUGAAUCAGUGUUAGAAAACAAUGGCUAUUUGCUGCAAGAAACGGUCGGAACAGGGGCCUUCUCCAAUGUGAAGAGAGCAUACUCCAAAACUGCGAACCAGACGGUGGCAAUAAAAAUUAUAUCGAAACAAAAAGCCACAAAAGAUGUUCUCAAUAAGUUUCUACCAAGAGAAAUCGAUCUUGUGCGAGGACUGAGACAUACGAAUUUGAUACGCUUUUUUGAGUGUAUCGAAACCACAAUGAGAUUUUAUAUUGUGAUGGAGUAUGCUGAAAACGGUUCUCUACUGCAGCUUAUCCGAAAGGAAAAGUCACUUUCAGAGGAACGAGCCAAAUCAUAUUUCAAACAACUCAUCGAUGCCGUAGAGUAUAUCCAUAGCGUGGGAGUUGUUCACCGAGAUAUAAAAUGCGAGAAUAUAGUGUUUGAUCAACGUUUCACUCUAAAAUUAAUCGAUUUCGGAUUUGCGAGAGGAAAUAUGAAACCGCUAGUUUCUGGCGAAAAAAUGAAACCAAUUCUGUCGAAAACAUUUUGCGGAAGUCAUGCAUAUGCCAGUCCUGAAAUUUUAAAAUCAAUCCCUUAUCAACCUCAGCUCUCGGAUAUAUGGGCGGUUGGAGUUGUGCUCUAUACGAUGGUUUUCGGCCGACUGCCCUUCGCGAACGAAAACAAUGUUUCGUUGCUUAUUAAGCAAGUAUCAGCCGGUCCAAAAUUUCCCAAAGAUCGCGGUGCCAGCGAUAACUGCAAGGAUUUAAUUCUGAAAAUUCUACGUCCAGUGAAUUUAAGAAUCUCUGUUGAAGAAAUGCGUAAUCAUGCUUGGUUGAAUGAGCCACAUUCCAACUGUGAUGAUUCUGAAUUCGAGAAAAAAAUGAAACUGGAUCCCACCCUGGAGGAAAAUCCCGACGAGCACAUAAGAAAACUUAUCCACUGCAAAUUUUGCAAAGAGAAUAAGGAUCUUCAGUGUACAACGGUUCAAAAAUUGUACAAUAGGAAGAAGGCUGGUCCUAAAAAAUUUUAAUAGUUUUAUAUUCGACGUAUUUGAAAAUUGUUUGUUACUUUUAUGAAAUAUGAAAAUUAUUUCGAUUUCACCCAAACAUACAUUUCGACUACAAAUAUAAAUAUAACGUUUUAACAUAA
Molecule: messenger RNA, 1342 nt
Organism: Toxorhynchites rutilus septentrionalis
Lineage: Eukaryota; Metazoa; Arthropoda; Insecta; Diptera; Culicidae
Product: testis-specific serine/threonine-protein kinase 3-like
Exons: 4
Coding region: 135-1223 (362 amino acids)
Biological process (GO): protein phosphorylation; intracellular signal transduction; microtubule cytoskeleton organization
Cellular component (GO): cytoplasm
Molecular function (GO): protein serine/threonine kinase activity; tau-protein kinase activity; ATP binding
Source: RefSeq, a predicted model, not a curated record